Molecule: messenger RNA, 1476 nt
Organism: Amoebophrya sp. A25
Lineage: Eukaryota; Dinophyceae; Syndiniales; Amoebophryaceae
Source: the annotation of a GenBank genome assembly
UUAUAAUAGUAGCGGCGAUCGCGUGAGCAGUAGUCUACAAAUCUGACGAGUGUGAGCUCCUCCUUUUGAGUGGAAAUUUCCUAAUCCCGCGAAGUUACACGGCGCUGGUCUUCUCUCGCUCCGUCGUUGGCGUCUUCUUGUGUCGAUGGUGACAGGAUGAGAGUGCGGGGCCUCUUUUCUCUGAGUGUGAGCCGGAGUGUCAAAAAUGGCAAAAGCGGACUUGUCGAAAAAAGCACGCAGAGACGCUCUUAAAAGCGUCGUGGGCUCUCUUUUGCGAUCGCGCUUAGUUAUGUGCGUCGUAGUAUCUUGAAGGGCAUAGUGCACUCUUUCUACUUUUUAAAGUGGAGGCUCUUAACGUUACAAGUGAGGUCGGCUGACGAAGAAAGAAGUCUCGUCGAGCAGCUAGGGCUGCAGAGAAGGCGAAAGUAAGGGACGCAGUCGAGUACAUUGGUCGCAUCCUCGACGGCUCUGCUCUAGUGUGUGAGCUUGCGGCGCCUCCUGUCAUUGACCCGGAGAGUCUAGCUCUCAUCUAUCAAGGGCGGCUCCCCGGCAGUGGAGUCCAUCGCGGAGGGUCUUCGUCUCCUUGUCUCCUUGGAAUCUGAGUCGUUCUGUCCUGCGGCUUCGCCUCAGGAUUGGAGGUCUGUGGAUAGGUCUAGUCAGCGAGUGCUGGAGUGCAAGGGCACUGCGCUGCUGAAAAAGUUGAACCAGUUGCGCCAUCCGUCUGAUGCCACUGCGUGGGAGCUUGUUUUAUUCGGCGGCUCAACUUUCGGGCCAGUUUUUUGCCCAUCUUGCUUCUUGGCCGUUGCGAAGGUCAAAGUCUGCGGGUGACGAUAUUGAUAGAUACGAUCGCCAGAGGACGCUGCUCUACUUCAUCUUUCUCGCGCAGAGCUGCUCCAGGGUAUUUAGACAGUGGCGCGCUGGCACUAAUUUGGGGCACUUCUUUGCAGGAGGUCAAGUCUGGCCUUUUGGAGGGUCCGCACGAAAUUAGAGACCUGCCUCCCUCUGUAAAACAUCUCGCGCCACGAUUUGCAGUGCAUCAACGUCCCAGGUGCCGCAUGAUCGACGACGCUGAGGCUUGGUCUUAAUCCAGACGAUCGCGCGCAGGGUUUAGGGCUGUGCAUCGAUGGCAUAGCAGUCGAUACUUAGAAGGCUUACGAGACUACUGGCAUUGAGGAGGGUCGUGAGUUUUGCAACUUUGUCGCGGUUCUUUCGCCGUCUUUGAAUAGGUGGGUGGCGUUUGAGGCUACUAGCUUUGUUCUUGGUAACGCGCAUUAUGUCAUAGUGUGGGUUCGAGUCGCGCAGCUUUUUAUCUAGCGCCAUUUGCGGGCCUUUCAAGAUCUUGCGCUCGGUUUUCGUUGGUGGCUAUCGUUCUUUUGUUAGGGCGGGCUGGGGCCAGAUGUCCGCGAGUGCUGUGCAAUCUGUCGGCUUCUCGACGAAUUGGGUUGGAGCUACAAGCAGGAGAAGGUCGACGCGUCU